AUGUAAAAGUAAUGAUACUAUAAUAUUUAAAAGGGAAGUCGUGGAAUUUACAUUCAAACACUUUGUUUACAAAUACACUUUUAUCAAUAUAAUUGUUCUCUUGUUUACUUUAUAUCAAUUUCAAGAUGCUCCCUUGGCUCUACCUCUUGGUUGCAUGAUAUUAAAUGAAUUAACAAUCUGGAUUAAAUAUUCAAGUGGAUAGAUUACAGACAAUGUCGAUCAUCUUCUUCACAUAUUAUUUUAUGUAAGUUAUCUUAUAUAAUUAGAUAUAUAUCACACUUAUUUAUUAUUUAGAGCUAAAUUACUAUAUUUUCAGCAAUAUAUUUAUAGUAUUGUCUUUCAUUUUCAAAAUAGCUUGUGAUAAAAAAAGUGAUGAGCAACAUGAAUAUACAACAAUUAUACGAUUAGUAUUUUGUAUUUAUAAUAUAGAGUAAAAUUUUCUAUCGAUUUUCAUAAUUGAUAGCACUAUUUUGUAUAACAUUAAAAAUGAAUCAAUAUGUAGAUUGGACAUGGUCAUAAACUUUUUGGUGGUAUUGGAUGUUUUUAAGUGGUUUAAUUGGAUCCACAAUAACAUUUUUAUUGAUUUUAAUUUCAAAAUUAAUUAAAAUCAACAAUAGCACAAUAAUAAACAACUUUAAAAAUGAAAGUAUGACAUUAUAAUUCUAAUUUAGUUAAAAUGCUUUUAUGGUUAUUAUAUAUUGCAUGUUUAAGCAGUCUAAUAGCUGGAAUCUGGAUAGUAAAUACAUUAAAUUUACUUGGAAAUACUAUAAAUAUCUAAAUAGGAGAUAUUUUUAUGUAUAUUACAAUAUCUCUUAAUAUCCUCAUAUUUUGUACAAUUUCAUAUGUACUUUUUAAUUCAAUAGUUGAAUUUGUUAUAUCAAUAAAUGAAAUUGAUUCUAGAGAUUCAUCUCCUAACCCUACUAUUAAAAAUACAGAUUAAUAAAUUAAAAAAGAGUUAACAAUAACAUCAAUUUUUAUGUAGAAAUUAUCAAAUGCUUAUUUCAAAUAAAUGAAAGAUUUAGAAGUAGUUACACUUAAAGAUGCAAAUUAAAAUGAAAUAUUAACUGAAAGAAAUGUGAAUAAUAAUAUUAUUAAAAAAAAUAAAGCCAGUCCCCAUAAUUCUAAUAAUAAAUGUAUUAUAUGUUGUGAAAAAUCUUCAAAUGCAAUAUUAAUGAAUUGUGGUCAUGGUGGAAUUUGUUAUUAAUGUGCAGUUCAAUUAGCCUAAAAGUAAAAGGAAUGUUUUCUUUGUAGAUAGAUAAUUAAAUUUAUUUAUGAAAUUGAUGAAAAGGAUGUUAGUAUUAUGAAAAGAGUCAUUUCAAAAACUAGGAUUUCCAAUUGA
Messenger RNA from Paramecium pentaurelia, 1339 nucleotides. NCBI's taxonomy places the organism in Eukaryota, Ciliophora, Oligohymenophorea, Peniculida, Parameciidae. The record is from the annotation of a GenBank genome assembly.